Messenger RNA from Sphenostylis stenocarpa, 459 nucleotides. Lineage: Eukaryota; Viridiplantae; Streptophyta; Magnoliopsida; Fabales; Fabaceae. The record is from the annotation of a GenBank genome assembly.
AUGGCCACCAACAUUCGCAGAGCGCCUUAUCGCUUUCUUCCUUCCGUCAAUAGAGAUUCGCUCUCCGAUUCCACCUUCGAAUUCGACGAAUCCGAUCUCUAUAACUCCGCACGCGCUAACUCUCCUGAAUUCCGCAAAUCCGUACGCGCAUCCAGAUUCCAUAAUAACUCCUCUUCCUCUGGCGGCCGCGACGGUGCUCCGGCGUCGCUGCCGGUGAACGUGCCGGACUGGUCAAAGAUCCUCGGCAACGAGUACGGACAGAACAGGAGGCGGAGUGACGACGAUGAAGCGCUGAGCGAUGAGGAGGACGAAGCAGGGAGAGUGCCUCCCCACGAGUUUCUGGCGAAGACGAGAAUCGCAUCGUUGUCGGUGCACGAAGGAGUUGGGAGAACUCUCAAAGGACGCGAUCUUAGUAGGGUUCGAAACGCGAUUUGGGCGAAAACGGGAUUCCAAGACUAG